Entamoeba invadens IP1 is the source of this 1245-nucleotide messenger RNA. RefSeq lists its product as hypothetical. Lineage: Eukaryota; Evosea; Mastigamoebida; Endamoebidae. The record is from RefSeq and is a predicted model, not a curated record. Bases 1 to 1245 code for a protein of 414 amino acids. The transcript has a single exon.
AUGAGUUCUCACGAUGGUGAAACACUUUCCUCAUGUCCUUCACCAAAGAAUUUGUCAGAGAACACCCCAACGGACCAGACCGACCAAAUAAGUGAAGACAAUUCUGACACAUCAGACAAUCUUGUCGAGUCGGAAGAGGAAGAACACAAUGAAAGUUGUCCACUUCAAAAAGAGGCAGUUAAUCCCCCUAAAGGUGGGUUCGACUAUAAGACACAGUACGGUGAGAAAGUCGAGGAGUGUGUUGAGUUGCACAAUACGGUGGCUGUGAUGAAAGCAAAAAUAGAAGACAUGGAGACCAAAAUAGCGGACCAGCAAGAGAUCAUCGAGAAGAUGAUCAUCAUCAACGAACAGAUAAUGCACGACAAAGAGGUGGUUCUGAGUGCAUUACAGAAAGUGAACGACGAACGAGUGAACAUCGAGAACGAGUUAAAUGAGAUGAAGAAGAACUUGAAUAGUGCGAUAGAUGUCAAUUUGAGUUACACGACUCCUUCGAAGGACGUGAAAGUGGUCAACAUCUCCUUCGACAAGUAUUUGUUUGUGAAGUACAACACGUCCAGACCAUUUGGCGUCAUUUGUUUGUUCAACGAACAAAAGCAGUGUAAGGUGAUCAGCAACUUCACUGAGAAAAAGAGUGAAAUAUCAUUAGAAGAGUACUAUUACUAUGAACCAAAUGGACGGGGAAAUGCAUUGAAAGUGAAAGAGGGAGAACAAAUAGUUUCGUUAACUACCGAUCGUAAUGAUAUUAUUACUGUUGGGACACUCCCACCAUUGUAUGAUCGAUUCCAUAAGGUUUCUCUGAGUAAUUCGUUUUUAAUUGGUAAGAAAGAGUAUUAUAUCACUGUUGUAGACUUAGGCACAGUCGAUAAAAGUAAACCAGUCUUAGAAACUAAAGCCUUUGGCGUUAUUCUUGAGACUGAAUUGAAAGAGAAAAAGCCUGGGAUGGUCGAUUUGUUCGACGACUAUUUAGACCUCUUCAGACAAAUUAAUAGGGGCGUUUUAAUUCUUUAUGUGGCAUCCACUAAUGUCCCUGUCGACGUGUUCAGAACUAACACAAGAGAAACAGUGACAAAACCUACAAAAGCACCACCAGGAGGAAUCAUGUAUAUCGAAUCUAAGAUACUAAAAAUAGAGAAGUAUAAUAUCCCUUUCUUGUUCCCUGUCCCGUAUCGAGAAGAUAGAAAUUAUUCAGUGACAUUCUUCACAUCACCCUUUGAAGACAAGUUCCAUAUCAUUGACGUAGUGUAA